AUGCCAGUCACCAAACCACUCUCGUCCCUCCACCCAGUCGGAUCUGGGGCCGAGGGAGACAAGCAGCAAAAACAAGGUGCGUCGUGCAUGCCACCCACAAACCACCAACACAUGCAAGUGGCCGUAGAUGCGAGCUUCUCUUUGAUACCCUCAGUGUUGAUUAUUACCCUGGAUCUAACCGCAUUGGGUGCUGCAGGCACCGAGGCCCUCGAGUCGGUCCCCCGAACUGUGGCCGGCGUGAUCAACGACAAGGGGGAAAUCAUCGACAAGUCGGGCAAGGUCAUAGGAACCGUCCUGGACGUCAAGGACCACGAGAAGCUGGUCGGGGAUGCAGUGACGGACAAGGGAGACGUCGUCUCAGACCUGGGCGAGAGCCUGGCCAACGUGCACAUUGACGACAACUACACGCCGACCCAGGUCCCGGCACAGGUUCCCGAGAAGAAGGACGCCGCCGCCGGCUGGAAUGUUCUGGGCAAAGCCAGGACGGCCAUGCAGUACGGCGACAGCAUUCGAAACGCCGUGUCGUAUGGCCAAAACUUGCAGGGCGCCUAUAGCAAGUUCUCCCAGGGCCAAAAGCCCGAGGCAGACAAGACGGGCGAGGGCGUCUCAGCGGCCAGAGAGCCUGCUGGCGGCGAAGACCAGAUGCCCACCCCCGUGAAAAUGGAGGACAAGGACAAGCCUGCCCAGGAGGAUGUCAGUGCCGAGACGCAAGGGUUCAAACCCCAAGACCUGAAGGGGGGAGAGGCAGUGGCGUCUGCUGCCGAGGACAAGCGUGCUGCCAAGCCGGCUCCGGGUGAGCCUGGAGAGGACGCCGGAGAACAGAUCGGCUCCUUGGCCGCCCAGAGCCCGAGACCUAUUUCUGAGGAAGACGCCCGGGAUGUUCCCGGGUCUUUAAAGGAAACAGUUGAAACUGCUUCGGAGGGACAGAAGCCCCUCGAGGAAGUCAAAGAUGUGGCGGGCGAUGACAAGCUUGAUCAAGAUAAGCCAGCUGAGCUUGAGCGUGAAGAGGGUCAGCUUGGCGGGGACAACUUGGGCCAAGACAAGUUGGAAGAAGCUAAGCCUGGCGAAGACACCCUCAGUGAGGCCAAGGAUGAGGUCGCCAGCAGGGGUGAAAGUCAACUGGGCAAAGAUACACUGGGCGAAGACAAGGUAAAAGAAACUAUGCCUGGCCAAGACACCCUCGGUGAGGCAAAGGAUGAGGUUGCUAGCAGGGGUGAAGGUCGACCCGAUGAAGACACACUGGGCGAAACUAAGUCUGGUGAAGACACCCUCAGUGAGGCAAAGGAUGAGGUCGCCAGCAAGGAUCAAGGUCAACUCGGCAAAGAUACACUGGGCGAAGCUAAGCCUGGCGAGGGAACCAUUGCUGAGGAUAAAGUUCAACCCGGCGAGGACAAAUUGGGUGAAUAUGCUGUUGGUGAGGCCCGGAAUGAAGCCACAAUCAAGACUGAAGAGGGCCGGCUGGGCGAGGACAAGUUUGCCGAAACGGAGCCUGAUAAAAUGACCCUCGAUGAAGACAAAGUCCAACCAAGCGAGUCCAAGCUGGGUGAAGACACAGUCGGUGAGGCCCAGGGUGAAGUCGCAAGCAAGACUGAAGAGGGUCAACUGGGCGAGGACAAAUUGGACGAAGCCGAGCUUAAGAAAAGGGGCCUCGAUGAAGCCACAGGUCAGCCAAGUGAGGGUGCAUUAGGCGAAGAAACAUUCGGUGAAGAAGCCGCUGGCAAGCCUGAAGAGGGUCAACUGGGUGAGGAUCAGUUAGCCGAAACCGAGCCUGAUAAAAUGACCCUCGACGAGGCCAAGGAUGAGGCCACGGACAAGGUCGAAGAAGGCGCAGAGGAAGCCGGAGAGACUGCUGAAAAACCAUUGGACUUCACGGUACUUAAAGGUACCAAGGUCAACAAAGCCGGCAACCUGGUCAAUGACAAUGGGGACAUUAUCGGAAGGCUCGUUGACGGCGACCCCAAACAGUUGAUGGGCAGGACGGCCGAUGAAGAAGGACAAAUCUGGAACGAGUCCGGCAAGGUCAUCGGCAAGGCGGAGCCAAUCUCCGACGCCGACCGCGAUGAGGCAGCCAAAGAAUUCGCGCCGUUCGAGAAUUUCCCAGAUGCCGUCGUUGAAGGCGACGGACGUGUCGUGUCCGAGGGCCGUCAGGUUGGCGAAGUGAUUGAAGGCGACGCCAAGCGCAUGAAGGGCAGCCGCGUCGACGAGGACGGCGACAUUCUCGACCGUCGCGGCAAUGUCAUCGGCAAGGCCAAACCCUGGGACGAGCCAGAGGAAAUCCCCCCCGAAGUCAUUGACAUGUCGUCCCUGGCCGGAAAGAGAGUUAACAAAGCCGGCAACGUCGUAGACGCUCACGGUCAAAUCUUUGGCCGCGUCGUCGAGGGCAACGUCAAGGCUCUCAUCGGCCGCAUGUGCGACAAAGAGGGCAACAUCAUGAGCGAGUCGGGCGAGAAGAUAGGACGCGCCGAACUGGUCCCCGAGUCGGAGCGCGAGGGAUCUCGCGAGGGACCCUUUGCAGAACUGUCAGGCUGCACCGUCACCAGGGACGGAAAGGUGGUCACGCCGUCGGGUGACGUGGUGGGCAGGCUCACCAGCGGCGACGGCAAGGUCCUGUACGGCCGGGCCGUGGACGAGGACGGCGAUGUCGUCGACAAGAACGGCAACGUCCUGGGCACGGCGGAGCGGUGGGAGGAGCCCGUGGUCGAGAAGAAGAAGGAUCCCCUUGCCGGGCGCAGAGUCAACCGCGAGGGCAACGUCGUCGACGAGGACGGCAACAUCAUUGGCAAGCUGGUCAGCGGCGACCUGAACAUUUGCUCCGGAAAGGAGAUUGACGACGACGGGGACGUGAUCAAUUCCAAGGGUAUGGCCAUUGGCCACGUUAGUCUUCUCGAGGACAUUCCGCCCGAACCAGAGGAAUCUGCUGAAGACAAGGAGAAGCGAGAGCAGGCCGAAAAGGACAGGAAGCUUGCCGGCCAGCUCGCCGCCUCCAUCGAGCAGUCUCUCGACAAGAUCAAGCCCAUCCUCAGGAUGAUCACCGACAAGGUCGACAGGGCGGAGCGCACGCCAAAGGAGGAGCUGGACGAGGAACAGCUCGUCAGAGAGGUGAAGCCUCUCAUUGAAGAAGGGAGCAAAAUCCUCACCGAGACCAACGGCGUCGUCCGGGGCAUGGACCCCGACGGCCGCAUCCAGAGGCAGGCGAAACACAAGGCUUCGACAAAGGAUGCGACCCCCGAGGAGCAUCAUCUUGCAGAAGUCAUCAAAGAACUCACGGGCGACGUCACCCAGACCAUUGACAAUGCAAAGCGCAAGAUUGAAGGAAUGCCUCACGCCAAGAAGGAGUUGAAUCCUCUUUGGGGCCUCCUCUCCGAGCCGCUGUUCCAGAUUAUCGCGGCAGUCGGUCUUCUCCUCAACGGCGUUCUUAGCCUUGUUGGCCGUCUGUUGAGCGGUUUGGGUCUCGGUGGCUUGGUUGACAAUUUGCUUGGCACACUUGGUCUUAACAGGGUGCUUGAUGGUCUUGGGUUGGGUAGUGUUACGAGUGCCCUGACCGGGAAGAAGGACAAGGAUAAGAAGAAAACUCUCUUUUAG
Molecule: messenger RNA, 3582 nt
Organism: Metarhizium brunneum ARSEF 3297
Lineage: Eukaryota; Fungi; Ascomycota; Sordariomycetes; Hypocreales; Clavicipitaceae
Source: RefSeq, a predicted model, not a curated record